Molecule: messenger RNA, 2163 nt
Organism: Phaeodactylum tricornutum CCAP 1055/1
Lineage: Eukaryota; Bacillariophyta; Bacillariophyceae; Surirellales; Neidiaceae
Exons: 3
Biological process (GO): vesicle transport along actin filament; actin filament organization
Cellular component (GO): vesicle; actin cytoskeleton; cytoplasm
Molecular function (GO): ATP binding; actin filament binding; microfilament motor activity
Source: RefSeq, a predicted model, not a curated record
GAACAAAUGAGGAGUGAUGGCGGCCGCAACGCGAAAAAAGGACAGCAGCAAACGAUCGACCUCAAGGAGUACCCAAGCAAAGUUCUUCCACUACAGAACGUCGACCAUAACGGAAACCUGACCGCGUACCCUGAUAUGGUUCGCCUUCCCUAUUUGCACGAGGCCGGUAUUUUAUACAACUUAAAAGAGCGUCACUUGAGCGGUAAGCCAUACACCCGAACAGGAGACAUCGUGAUCGCCGUCAACCCCUUCCAGUGGUUUCACGAUCUUUACACCGAAAAGAAGCGUGUCUACUACUCAAACCGUUUGGUAUGGGAGGCUGCCGACCAGGACCCUCGCGACAGCAUGGAACCUCACGUGUACGAAGUGUCGUCCCUUUCGUACAAAGGGUUGGCUUUCGAAAUGAUGAAUCAAUCGAUUUUGGUUUCCGGAGAGUCUGGUGCGGGGAAAACCGAGACGGUCAAAAUUUGUAUGAAUCAUAUGGCGAGUGUUCAGAAGGGUCCAAUUCGACCUGGUAUGGAGGAAUCUCUUGAUCCUGUCGUACAACGUGUGGUUGAGUCCAAUCCUCUCCUGGAAGCCUUCGGUAACGCCAAAACCCGUCGCAACGAUAACUCGUCACGAUUCGGAAAGUAUCUUCAGCUUCAAUUCGACAACAGCAAGAUGAAAGAAAGCAGCCUCACCAGCAGAAGCGUUUCGAACUGCUUGCUUGCUGGGAGCAAAUGCGAUGUGUAUCUCCUCGAGAAAAAUCGCGUCUGCGUUCACGACGACUGGGAACGUACGUAUCAUAUCUUUUAUCAGCUUUUGGCUGCCCCUGAUGACGUGAAGGGCAAGUUUUGGAGCAAGUUGAAGGGAACCUCGAACAAAUCCUUUAAGUAUGUUGGCGAAACCGACACGAAGAAGAUCGAGGGACAAACGGAUGCCGAGCACUUUCAGCACACAAUCAACACUUUGGAACUCAUCGGAAUUUCUGGUGAUAAAUUAAAGACUCUGUCAGACGGUGAGCACUUUGCCAACACGGUGAAAACUCUGGACUUGAUCAAUAUUCGUGGAGACAAACUUGUCGCAAUGAUGCGUGCAAUCUGCGCCGUGUUGCAAUUGGGUAACUUGGGGUUCAAUGCGAAGAACGGAGAUGCCGACAAGUCCGCAGUUGCUACUAUUGAGGAGCUUCGCGACCUUGCUGAAUUGAUGGGUGUUGAAGAGAAGGACCUCACAUUGGCCUUCACUGAGCGCACCAUGAAGACUAAAACAGAGGAGUAUAAGGUGCCGCUAAAUGCUGUAGCAGCCAAAGAUGCCUGCGAUGCCCUUGCGAAAGAAAUAUAUGGAAAACUCUUCUUGUGGCUUGUCAGCGAAAUAAACACCGCGACCUGUGCCGAGGACAACUACAAGAAUGGGAGUAUGAGCAAUUUUGGUAUUAUCGGCCUCCUCGAUAUUUUUGGUUUUGAAUCCUUCGUUGUGAACCGGUUUGAGCAAUUGUGCAUCAACUACGCCAACGAAAAACUCCAGCAAAAGUUCACAGAAGAUAUCUUUCGCUCCGUCCAGACAGAAUACGAAGCCGAAGGUAUUGAGUUGGCUGAGAUUUGGUACGACGACAACACUGAUGUUCUUGACCUUAUCGAGGGCCGAACAGGACUCCUCGCUCUCUUGAACGAAGAAUGCGUCCGCCCCCAGGGCAGUGACCAGGCGUUUGUCCAGAAGGCGCUCCAGGUUAACAAUGCUUCUCAAUGUUUGAUUGUGAACAAAAUGGACCGCAUGUCCUUCGGAAUCCACCACUACGCUGGAAAGGUUAUGUAUGAUGCUGACCAGUUUGUCAGUAGCAACCAAGAUACACUUCCUACCGAUCUCAGUGACCUAUGCAGCAUGUCAACCAACUUCGUCAUCGCUAACGAAAUGGCCAAGGUGGAAGCUGCCAACAUGACUCGUGGAACGCCACGCCGUCAAAAGAGCAAUCUGGUCGCUCCUACGGCAUGGGGCAAGUACAAGACCCAACUCCUAUCGCUCAUGACAAAUUUGCGCAAGACCGAAUCUCGAUACAUUCGGUGCAUCAAGCCCAACAUGAAAAAGGUUCCGGUUCUCAUGGAGCAUAUACCGACUGUCGAGCAGCUCCGAUGCGCAGGUGUUGUCGCUGCUGUCACGCUCUCCCGUUCCGCCUUCCCUAACCGCUUG